Molecule: messenger RNA, 1863 nt
Organism: Benincasa hispida (wax gourd)
Lineage: Eukaryota; Viridiplantae; Streptophyta; Magnoliopsida; Cucurbitales; Cucurbitaceae
Gene: RBL13
Product: RHOMBOID-like protein 13
Cellular component (GO): membrane
Molecular function (GO): serine-type endopeptidase activity
Source: RefSeq, a predicted model, not a curated record
GAAUAACAUUAAAGAAAUGAAAAAUGGGAUGAAUAAGAGUGAAGUUUGAAAAGAAUAAUGUGCAUUUGGGAGCAAGCCAAAUCUUCGAGAGCCUUCACGAACAUCUGUGAGCUCCCAAAAAAAUCUGAAUCUUUGCGUAUACCCAUUGCUCAAGUUUCCCAAUUUCCGGUCAGGUUUUCCUCUUUCACUGAUUUGAAUUGCUUCUCACGAUACGAAAUUUCUAAAUUGCUGCCUUUUGUUCGUUGGAUAUUGCUCUAUUUUGAUUUUAUCGUUCUGAUCUCGAUCUGGGUGUCUUUGAGUUGCUUAAUUCCGAGAUAGGGCUUUGAUCAACUGAAUGUACUGUAGGAAGUUACUUAAUGACCGGUACUAAAUUGUUGUUAAUUUUCUGAUUCUGAUGGAAAAAACUAUAGUCUGUAUAUGAGCAGUAUUGAUUUAGGCAUUGUGUAAAAGGGGAAGUUUUGAAGGGCAAUUUUCAGAUGGGGAAGCCUUUAUUUUAUGAGAUUCUUGAAAAACCAGCCACAAGUGGGAUUAUAGGGAUUUGCUGUGCUAUAUGGUUUUACAUCCAGAAGAAAAACAUUGGAUAUUCACAUGUGGGGUUGAGUUAUGAAACUGCCAUGGAAGGCCACCAUUGGAGGAUCAUAACUUCAGCCUUUUCCCAUAUUAGUGUUAUUCAUCUGGUUUUCAACAUGAGUGCUCUUUGGAGUCUUGGGGCUGUAGAACAGCUUGGGCAUAUUGGCUUAGGUGUUCCUUAUUAUCUCCACUACACUCUUGUUCUGGUCAUACUCUCUGGUGUGCUAGUUUUAGGAAUGUACCAUCUCUUGAUUCAAAAGUUUAAGCUUGAAUACUUUCGACGAGUUACAGCUGUUGGAUAUUCUUGUGUGGUUUUCGGGUGGAUGACUAUACUUUCUGUGAGGCAACCGUCUUCGAAAUUGGACCUCUUUGGCUUCCUUUCACUACCCAUCAGCUUUGCACCAUUUGAAUCACUGAUCUUUACUUCCAUUAUUGUUCCACAAGCAAGUUUUCUUGGACAUCUAUCUGGAAUAAUUGUUGGAUAUGCUAUAGCUUGGGGUUUCAUCCAUGGAAUGAAUAACUUCUGGUCAUUUUGCAUGUUAGGAUGGGUUGUUCUCGUCUUUAUAUUUAGCUUGAAGAAAUCUAACACCUACGACUUUGACUUUCUGGAGAUUGAAUCUGUAACGGACCCUUCCUUGCCAUCUGUUCGAUUUCUUUCAUCUGGAAAUGGUAGAACCUUGCAGAUGAAUGCAUUGCCAACUGGAGAUGUAGAGAUUGUAUGAAGUUUUAGGAGUCAUUUGCGUACUUAAGAUGGUAAAAUUGACAGUUUGCAAUAUAGUGAAAUCCUGUUGUUUCUGCCAAAGAUAUAUUUGGUCUUUGGGAUGCCCUCAUGUUGAAGAUCUGGUCAAGCUAUCAGGAUUUUCUCUUGUUCCUCAUUUUGGUGACAGGAUUACUGGUGUGCAAUUCUUCCAUUCAUUGGGAUUGAGAAUUGCACAGGAGAUAUCAGCUGUAUGGAAGAUAAGACGGUCCAGCCAAGAAGUAAUACAUAAAUGGAUUUUGUCAAUCACAUUUGUAUCAUAGAAGCUGAAAUUUCAUCUUUGCUGAUUUUUUUUCCUCCUUUUCUUUGUAGUUUAGCCAAGUGUUUUGUGGAUUAUUGUUCAACAUUUGAAGGCACUGCCUAGCAACAAGCUCCCUAAUAUAGAGUUUGUGAUGAUUUUUAAGAGUAGGGCUUUUAAGUGAAUUAUUGUUUCAAGUGUUUGUAGUUUCUUUGAAGGUGUUUUUUUUAAGUGUUUUCAGUAUUUCUAAAUGCAUCUCUAGUCAUUAACGAAACAUGUUGAUGAAUUUGAGGUUAAA